CCCAGUAAACACCUUGCAUGCAUGAUAGGACCACUGCAACUACUUACACACGCAGAACAACAAAAUAGCAACAAAACAACAAAAACGAAACCCUAAGUAUUGAAAGUAACUGUGACAGGACAAUUUACGGAAAGUGAGGCUGUGGUUUAUUUGAUAUGGAGUAGAAUUCAUCUCAAGUUUUUUCAGCUCGGUGCAUCCAACAAGGAUCCAAGACGUUCAAAAUGACAACCCUUCCUAGACUUGCUCCAACUGAGACCUGCAUUAAAACCAUUCUCCACCCAGGCAGCAGUCAUGGAGAACCCCAACGAAAGUCCUUUUCUUCUAUCGGCCACCGUGAACUAUCAAACUCAUGGGGUGGCUCGGUCACCUAUCAUGAUGGAAAACCCAUUUCUCAUACAGCCCAGGGUUUAGGGCGAUCGUUCCCCCGCUUAGAUCCCCUUCACCCACCGAAGUACAGCAGGACUGUGGGCUUAGAGACCACAAACCCACACUUUCAGAAUGAACUGAGAUCACUCAAUAUGAAAAGAGAACAAUAUCACAAGUAUCACCGAUCAUGGAUGAAGCCUUUCUAUGGUAGCAAGCUGGAACAAGAGGACUACAGGAAACACAUCCGGACCUCACUUAAAGACCAGAUGAGAGAGAAGGAUUCUGUUCACAAAACUUUUAUGAAGGACCGAGUGGGGGAGAGUCAGACAGCUGUGGCCUACGACAGAAAAUGUCUGGAUACCGACAGAGAAGCGCUCCAAAAUAAGUCCCUCUACCUACACCAGUUCAGGGAUGACAACAAAAAGCUAAUGGAGAAGAAGUGGCAUGAUACACGGCAGACAAGAGAUCAUUCAAACACAGUGGAACAGGAGCUGCUCAAGUAUAACCCUAUCAACUGGAGUCAAUCAUUGCGAUGAACAAAUUUUGUCUUAUGUUUGUGGUUUGAUUUCAGGUUUUAGUACUUUUUGUAUAUUUCCAUAUUUUGAAUUUUUCAUGAUAAUGUUUCCUGUAUUUACAUUAUUUUUGUUGCAAUAUUACUUUAGAAUAUUUUUUUUGUGAAGGUUAUGUAUCCAUAAGGUAUGUUUUAGGUUGUAUGUACAAUGUACAUGUAUGAGUGUAGAUAGGCAUCUUUUUUCUUUUAUUGAAAUGUACGAAACUGAACAAGAUGGAAUAAAAAUUGUAUAAGGCAAUGAGAACAAAAUUAGGAUUAUUCGACUAGUCAUUUGUUUAACUAAGAUGUCAGUUACGAAUUGCUGCAUGUACAAACAAGUCCCUCUCUAUGGUAAUACACAUCUCGCCUUACUUUAUAUUUUUCUCACCACGUUGUUCCCUUUGUUCAAAAAGAAUUUUUAAACAUGAAGGAUGUGGUCAGUUGAAUAUCUUGCGGAUUGUUACUAUAUUGAAGGGGAAAAAAAUGUUUUACAAGCGUAAAGGUAAUCAUUAGUCAGUACCCUAUACCUUAUGACAAAACAACUAUAUAUUCCAGUGAGAAGUUGAAAAACAACGUAGAUCACUUUAAAUACUUAAUUACUGUUGUCUUGUGUAUGUUUAUCUUGAAAAGAUACACUUGAGGAUCAAUUAGCACCAUAUUGAUCAACCCUCACUAUUCUAUACCAAUUUUUGUUGUUUUGCGUUUGUUUUACUCUUGUUUGUUGUUGUAAUCAAAUGCGUCUAUAGCCAUCAAGGGAAACCACAAGGAUUGGUAAAAACAUACUUACAAAAAAGGGUAGAAAAAAGAAGGGUCAGUGUACUGUUUUGUUCUUAGGUUUGAGUAUAACAUGCAAACUGCAUAUUAGUACAAUCAUGGAUAUCUGUUGUUUUCCCCUUCUGAAAUUGUCAUCUACAAAAUCUCUUAUUAUACGUGUGGAGAUGUGGAUGCCUGCAGUGCUAAUAGUAUUUCACAAGGCUCUUGUUCAUUGUUAAUUGUAUCCCCUGGAUUUACACUCUAGUCGAGAUGUGUUUUAGACCCUACUCAUGUGUGUGUAGCUUUUUAAAGACAUUUGUGCCAAGUAUUCUUAUAUCAGAAAGUGUUAUCAAUUUAUAUUGUAAUUCAUCUCUUUAUUCAAAUUUUAGAAAUACUUUUGAUUGAAUGCUGAAUCAACAAAUUAGUUUUACAGGAUUAAAUAGUAUUUUAAAAUUGCAGAAGGCUGUCACUCUUCCACUUGUACCAAAUAAAUCUUGCACUAUUUAAAAGAAGGUUUCUGCCUUAAUAUUGGCACAAGUCUCACAAUGUUAAUAGAAUGGAGAUUAUGUAAUUAGAAACUCUUUUCAACCAACUCUUCAAAUUAGAUGUAGCUCUUUAUGGCGAAAUUGGUGUAUUUGAACUAGAAUUAAGUGAUCAUAUUAACAAAUUUAUUAUAGAAAAUAAAAAUUAAUUUUUAAUUUUGCGAAGGCAAUGGAGAGUAAAAAGUUAAGCAAAAAUAAUAUGCUAAUAAGAGUAUUCUCAGAUAAAAUUUAUAUUUGUAUAUGUAAAUAAUGAAAAUUGAGAGUUAUUGAGAUCUAUUGAUGAUUUGAAUUGUAAAAUCAUCAAGAUGAUGUGCUGCAUAUGCCAGAGCCUUUCAAUAAGUUUUUAUAGAUUUAAGAGGCAAUAUUCAUGAAUACAAUUUCACAUCAGUUUCCACUCUCGUAAUUUUCCAGUUUUAUAUAUUGUUUUGUAUAUGGUGGCAUUUUGAGAACAAUAUUACAUCAUAGAAGUAUUAUAUAAUCUAUGCAAGAUCAAAGAUUUUUUACAUUAAAAUAUUUAAAAUCAUGUCAUUUUUAAUAGAGGAAAGAUAUUUUUCAUAGUAUUAUCACAGAUCUUCAUAGUACUUUUCCUAGGAAUGAAAUCAUGAAUAUUUUAGACGAUCAAAUUGGAUAAUCAUGUACACAUUGAUCAUUGGAGUUCAUAAUUAUGUGAUUUCUUUUGUAAUUCUUGAUUUAUUGACUGCUGAAAUGCCAGUAGUUAUCAAAAUGUAUAUAUGUAAAUAAAAAUGCUAUGUAUUUGGUUUGAAA
Molecule: messenger RNA, 2976 nt
Organism: Strongylocentrotus purpuratus (purple sea urchin)
Lineage: Eukaryota; Metazoa; Echinodermata; Echinoidea; Camarodonta; Strongylocentrotidae
Exons: 4
Coding region: 222-902 (226 amino acids)
Source: RefSeq, a predicted model, not a curated record